GUUUAUACCUCGUAUAGAGCGAGACGCAGCCGGAACCGAGGCAGGACGGGGGGUGGUGGUGCGCACUCAGUUCUCUGAAUCCAUCUUUGGCGUAUCUGUGGACUCGCUGAUGCCGGGGAAGCGUCGGCGUCUCCUGAACCUCACCGUCACGCCACACACUGGAGAACACUGGCAGGUGAGCCUACAUGUGCCAAUUAUCUCUACAGCCCUCGAGUGGGAGACGAAGCUCUGGAAAAAUCAGGGCAAGCAACAUUGGGAAGUUAAUGGGGAAGUCAAGUCUACCAAAUCUGACAUAUCGUUAGAAUUCGUUCACUUCAAGCAGGAGAAGCAGGACGAAGAGACUCAGGUCACGGAUGACAGAGGUGAGGCUGGCAGGUGUGAUGCUGAAGGUUGUGGGGACGGCAAUGUCAAGGAGCCAAAAGCCAAGUCGCGGCACCACGUCGACAGUGAUUGCGACUCAGAUUUAAGAAAAGAACAGACAGUAGACCAGAAUAAAGUUUGUAGUGGUCGAGAUCAUAAAUCAGAAGACUUAAAGCAAAAUGAUCCUGAUUCCGUAAUGGUAAAUGUAGACGAAGAAUGUUCCAAGAAAGCGGAGUGUGAUGGACCGGAAGAGUCAGUGUCAAGUGAAGCUGUUCAAGAGACUACACAAAAAUUAACUUCCCGGGUUUUCAGCCUUUCUUCCAACAUGAAAACUUUCGUCUCAUCUGACGGAGGACGCUGGAUUCAGAUCCUGCAGCGCACACACCUGGCAUUCUGUCCUCGCCUUGGCUGGAACUUGAACCAAAUAUUUCGGUUCAAUCGUGACUGGACAGGGUGGGAGGUAGCGUGGGGGUGUGGUGUUGGGAUGUAGUGAUGGUGAUGGAUACCGGUCCUGCAGAAAAGGUGGUAGUCAUGGCGGUGGAUACCUGUCCUAAAGGACAGGUGAUGGCAGUGGAUACCCAUCCAGCAGGGCAGGUGGUGGCAGUAGAUACCCGUCCACAGGACAGGUGGUGGUAGUAGAUACCCGUCCAGCAGGACAGGUGGUGGCGGUGGAUACCCGUCCAGCAGAACAGGUGAUGGUAAUGGCGGUGGAUACCCGCCCUGCAGGACAGGUGGUGGCGGUGGAUACCCGUUCAGCGGGACAGGUGAUGUUUAUAGCGGUAGAUACCCAUCCGGCAGGACAGGUGAUUGUCUGGCGGUGGACACUCGUCCAGCAGGACAAGUGGUGGCGGUGGAUACCCGUCCAGCACGACAGGUGAUGGUCAUGGCGGUGGAUACCCUUAUAGCAGGACAAGUGGUGGCGGGGGAUACCCAUCAAGCAGGACAGGUGGCAGUCAUGGCGGUGGAUAUCCGUCCAGCAGGAUAGGUGAUGGUCAUGGCGGCGGGUAUGGUGGGUACCCGCCGCCCUGCAGGACAGAUGGUGGCAAUAGAUACCCGUCCAGCAGGACAGGUGGUGGCAGUGGAUACCCAUCCAGCAGGACAGGUCGUGGCGGUGGAUGCCCGUCCAGCUGGACAGGUGGUGGUCAUGGCGGUGGAUACCCG
This is a messenger RNA of Scylla paramamosain (green mud crab), 1521 nucleotides long. RefSeq lists its product as uncharacterized. The coding region runs from base 110 to 850 and encodes 246 amino acids. The transcript is spliced from 4 exons. The record is from RefSeq and is a predicted model, not a curated record. NCBI's taxonomy places the organism in Eukaryota, Metazoa, Arthropoda, Malacostraca, Decapoda, Portunidae.